Molecule: messenger RNA, 935 nt
Organism: Temnothorax curvispinosus
Lineage: Eukaryota; Metazoa; Arthropoda; Insecta; Hymenoptera; Formicidae
Product: cuticle protein 64-like
Exons: 3
Coding region: 369-935 (188 amino acids)
Source: RefSeq, a predicted model, not a curated record
UCCGCGAAUGCCGCGAAUCCGCCCCGAAAAUUCGUCUCAAACGGCCACGCGGCACGCCUGAGUGAAGUGAGUGAAGUCCGCGUGCAUCUUCUAGUGCGCGACGAGGAUCUCAACCAGCCUGGGCGAUCCUCGGUCCUCGUAUUUUGUUUCUUGCGCGAGCGAGCGUGCGAGUGUUACGCGCUUCCUCUCGAACGGCUACACCAGUCGAGUCAUCAUAAUAUACGUACGUCUUUUCCUUCACGAUUUCGUCGAGAUACACGGAUCGCGGCACGUGAGGAACGAGAGAUUCUCUCCUUUUCUUCCCGACACGAGUGCACGCGCGCGCACGUACGUACGUACGUACGUACGUACGUACAUUAUACAUCAUCAUGAUAGCAGAACUAAUGGACGCAGAGGACGAGACAGUAUUGGCGGCGGGACAACAGGUGGAACAGCUGCAAUUAAAAGAAAAGUUGGCUGCGAGUGAAGCGACAACUACAGCAGGUACAGCGGCUGCGACAACUACAGCGGGUACAGCGGCUGCGACAACUACAGCGGGCACAGCGGCUGCGACGACUACAGCGAGCACAGCGGCUGCGACAACUACAGUGGGCACAGCGCCUGCGACAACUACAGCGGGCACAGCGCCUGCGACAACUCCGAUGGCUGCGGCUGCGGCUGCGGCCUUGCCAGCUCCUACGAGACCUAGAAGAUGGAUGAAGAGCAGAAAAUCUCGCGGAUCAUACCGCGGUCGUGGAUACGAUCGUGGAUAUAGCAGUGGACGUAGCCGUGGCCGUGGCCGUGGCCAUGGCCAUGGCCGUGGCUACGAAUAUAGCAGUGGACAUAGCUACGGAUCAUACGGAUAUAGCUGUGGCCAUGGCUACGGAUCAUACGACGCCGGCCGCGGCGGUACCGACGGCGGUGGCAAAACAGUUAUACAAACGUUUAACCUAUAA